This is a messenger RNA of Sapajus apella (tufted capuchin), 753 nucleotides long. RefSeq names its product ribosomal protein L11 (gene RPL11). Gene Ontology annotation, cellular component: cytosolic large ribosomal subunit; ribosome. The transcript is spliced from 6 exons. Gene Ontology annotation, biological process: translation. Lineage: Eukaryota; Metazoa; Chordata; Mammalia; Primates; Cebidae. The record is from RefSeq and is a predicted model, not a curated record. The coding region runs from base 165 to 701 and encodes 178 amino acids. Gene Ontology annotation, molecular function: RNA binding; structural constituent of ribosome.
CAGUUCUAGCACUACCCACAAGGGGGAAGCCGGCGCUGCACUGCGCUGCCGAAUGCGCCUCUCUUCCUCUUCUUCAUCUUUGUGGUUAGCCUGGGAAAAGAACCCGCCUCCUAGCCCAUGAGGCUCUGGGCCGGAAGCUCUACUUUCUCUUCCUGUUCACCAUCAUGGCGCAGGAUCAAGGUGAAAAGGAGAAUCCCAUGCGGGAACUUCGCAUCCGCAAGCUCUGUCUCAACAUCUGUGUUGGGGAGAGUGGAGACAGACUGACCCGAGCUGCCAAGGUGUUGGAGCAGCUCACAGGGCAGACCCCUGUGUUUUCCAAAGCUAGAUACACUGUCAGAUCCUUUGGCAUCCGGAGAAAUGAAAAGAUUGCUGUCCACUGCACAGUUCGAGGGGCCAAGGCAGAAGAAAUCUUGGAGAAGGGCUUAAAGGUGCGGGAGUAUGAGUUAAGAAAAAACAACUUCUCCGAUACUGGAAACUUUGGUUUUGGGAUUCAGGAACACAUCGAUCUUGGUAUCAAAUAUGACCCAAGCAUUGGUAUCUACGGCCUGGACUUCUAUGUGGUGCUGGGUAGGCCAGGUUUCAGCAUCGCAGACAAGAAGCGCAGGACAGGCUGCAUUGGGGCCAAACACAGAAUCAGCAAAGAGGAGGCCAUGCGCUGGUUCCAGCAGAAGUAUGAUGGGAUCAUCCUUCCUGGCAAAUAAAUCCCCGUUUCUAUCCAAAAGGCCAAUCAAUAAAAAGUUUUCAGUGAAAUGU